Messenger RNA from Aphidius gifuensis, 829 nucleotides. RefSeq lists its product as uncharacterized. The transcript has 5 exons. The coding region runs from base 74 to 775 and encodes 233 amino acids. NCBI's taxonomy places the organism in Eukaryota, Metazoa, Arthropoda, Insecta, Hymenoptera, Braconidae. The record is from RefSeq and is a predicted model, not a curated record.
AUCUUUAAAAUAUUUAAUAAAAAUAUACUAUUAUUUUCUAUUUUUUCAAAGAUUAGAAAAUUGUUCAACAAAUAUGUCAUAUGAAUUUACAUCGGAUGAGGAAAUAGCCGGUUUUCGAACUGGUGACAAAUUUGUCGAUAUUACAGGUUUUGUUGAUGUGAUAAAUAAUAUAAAAUCUGUCAAUAUUAAAGGUCAACCAAGUUGGUUGUUUGCAGUCAUAUUAAAUAAUAAUUCAAAACUUUUGGAAAUUCUUGGAGGUAAUUUAUCAACAUCUAACCCAAAAUUCCAUAAUCCAAAAGACAAUAUUCAUAUUUUAGAAUUUAAUUAUCAAGAUUCAAGUAAGAUGAUUACACAUGGUCUUUUUGUUCAACCAGAAAUAACGCAUAUUGAUUAUCAAAAUGUUGAACUGGAAAAUUUGUUAAAAACAAAAAUUAAAUAUAGUGAAGUUAAAGCUUAUUUAAAAUCAAUGUUAUUAAUGGAAGAAGGAGAGAAGUCUCAUGGCUUAGGAAAAAUUGUUGAUCACAAAGAAAACUACGUGUUGGUUGAAAUUGUCGAUUAUCCAAAAGAAGAUGAACGUUUAAAAAUUGGUGUUGCUGUUAAAAUGCGUGGAGUCAUUUACGAUGAUCAAAUACCAAUUUUUCAAGUAAAAGAUAUGGACGACGUGGAUGCGUUAGAAGAAAAAACGUUGCCAAUUUCACAAGUCAGAAAAAGUUUUCAACGUUUAUCUGCUGUUGUUAAACGUCAAAAAAUUGAUAAUGCAAAUGAUGAUAUUUAAAUUAAUAAUAUAUUUGUACUCAAUUAAUUACAUAUAAUAAAUUAUUUAAAAAAA